Molecule: messenger RNA, 1229 nt
Organism: Sinocyclocheilus grahami
Lineage: Eukaryota; Metazoa; Chordata; Actinopteri; Cypriniformes; Cyprinidae
Gene: spint2
Product: serine peptidase inhibitor, Kunitz type, 2
Exons: 9
Coding region: 1-924 (307 amino acids)
Molecular function (GO): serine-type endopeptidase inhibitor activity
Source: RefSeq, a predicted model, not a curated record
AUGAUACGGGAAGACUAUUCCUUGUCUUCUGUCUUAUCAGAUCACUGCCGUCUCCCAAGUGUGGUGGGAAUUUGCCGCGCUGCCUUCCCACGAUUUUAUUAUGAUGUCACAAAUCAGACCUGCAAGCAGUUCAUCUAUGGCGGCUGUGGAGGCAACGAUAACAACUUUAACUCCCAGGAGGAAUGUGAGGCUUCCUGUAGUGGGGUCACAGUUGCUGUGCCCGAGGAUUCUCAUUCCGUCUCUCAGCGCAGCAGAAUGUCUCAACCUGAAAACAACAUUGAUGUUGAACCUCUUCCUGAAAUGACAUCAGAGGAAUUCAAGGCAAAGUGUCUGGCUCCCGCACAGACCGGACUCUGCAGAGCCUCUAUUAGACGCUAUUACUACAACGAUGGCAUUUGUCAACCGUUCACCUUUGGAGGCUGUGGUGGAAACGAGAAUAAUUAUAAAACUGAAGAAUCAUGCAUGACCACCUGCACAGUGAAGGUCAUUCCCAGCAGCACGAAGGACCCUGUCGAUCCCAAUUCUCCUAAGAGCUUUGAAGAAACCUGUGCUGCGCCAUCCGACUCUGGCCCGUGCCGUGCAGCCUUCCAGAAGUUUUACUAUGAGCCCAGCACUCAGUCUUGUAAGCGCUUCAUCUAUGGAGGCUGCCAGGGAAACCUAAACCGCUACAGCAGUGAGGAAGAGUGCAUGGCAACUUGCUCCGGGAAAGACGGCCGUUUUGAUGGACGUACACGUAGCCGCUGGACUCCAGCCUUCUUCCUAGUGGCCACCCUGGCCAUCAUGUCUGCCCUACUUCUGGUAGGUUUGAUCCUGAUCGCAGUGCGCAGAAACUCCCAAACGAGUCUCUUCAUAUUGGACGAUAAGGAGGAGUUACUGCCUACAGAGGAGCAGGUGUCCUAUGAGAAGCUGCCCAAAGAAGUUUAGUGUCUGGUACGAAGAUCCAUCUCAUGACACUCCAACAUUGAGCUGAAUUAAAACUACUAAGUUACAUUAAAGUUCCAAGUUAAGAAUAAAGUUUUUGUUUCAUUAUUGUUUAAAUGAGAUAUUCUACACCAUUUUUUAACUGUAAAAGUGGGAUAUGUUGCACUAUGAUUUGGUGAGUUGGUUGAAAUACUCCUAUUACCUUCUUUGUCAUCUGUCACUUUUUAUGGUUAUAAUCCUACAUAGAGGUAAAUCAGCUUUCAGGGAUGUAUUUAUUGUCGCAAGCAACAAUAACGUCACUUGUAUGU